UGGCCAGUCGAAAGACGCCCUCUUCUUGCGCAGCCGGGAUGUGCAGGGAGGAUUUAUUCCAAGAGGAAUACAGACAAGCAGUUAUAUGCUUCACAUGGUCGCAGUGACUCUCUCUGUCUCUCUCUCUCUCUCUCUCUCUCUCCCCCUCGCUCUCUCUUUCUCGCUCUCUCUCUCUCCUCUCAGCCAAUCUGCGCACGGUGACGCUGCGCAAAGGCAGGAUCUAGUCCUGGCUUCACCAUCAUAUUUAACACACCCACCCAGAUUCACACAUGCUACAAGAGGUGCAUUCUCUUAUCCCGCUGCGCUCCCAGAGGCUGCCCGGCCCUGCGGGAGGAUUCCUGUCUCCUGUUACCUGUGCAGUUUAUUCCGAUGGCUCGCCUCGGGUGGUUUUAGUCGGGACCAGAUGUGACAGAAUUACGCAUCGCUGGAUCGCUGAGGUGGAUGUGAGCACACACGUCGACUACUUUUCGGGGACUUUCCCUUAAAAAAAAAAAAAAAACAUUUAAAUGUGAAGAGCUUUUUUUUCCGCUCCGACGUCCCAGCUGAUCCUCGGCUGCUCUCUCUCUCUCUCUCCCCCUCUCACAGGAUCGAGGCUGGACGGUUGAGACCGAUGCGCGCACUCGGACCUCUUUGGACACACUCGUUUAAUGGAUCAGUUUCCCCGCGUGUCACAGCCUCUUUUGGAUCCUACUCACUUGCCCGCUGUUCUGUAAUCCUUCUGAAAUAUUUGGUGGUCGACGGGAGAGGGGGGGAAGCGGCAGCGUGAAGAGGAUGUGGCUUGCGCAAAUCGACCGCUGGUCUGAACCGACUCGACCUGUUUUACCUGGACACUUGCGGAUGAUUUUGCGCUUGUGAAAUCUCGCCUGGACACCCCCGACACGAAUAAAGCAGAAGUCUGAUGUUGAAAAUACAAAGGCUGAACACUGAAUCCUUUACUCAAGACGGCAAGUGAAGAUGGGUCAUACGUGUUUAAUGUAUAUUUCAUUAGAUUGGCGUCCAGUCUAAUAAACAUCAUCAGCGAUGUAGUCAGCUUGUUUAUCUGCGUGCUGAUCAUUUGCAGUAAAUACUCACAUCUGCUCAAAAGGGAGACCAUGAAGAUGAUCCUCCUGCGCAAAUUCCGGGUUUUGAUCCUUAUGGUGUUCCUCAUUGCAUGUUCUAUGCACAUAAUGAUAGACUUGUUACCAAAGCUGGAGAGGCACGGCAACAGCGGCUGCUCCUGCUCCCACACGCCGAGCGAGGAGCCUCAGAGCUGGGGGAAGCAGGGCUGGCCUAACAAGCACACCCUGCGGAUCCUCCAGGACUUCAGCAACGAGCCCAGCUCUAAUGUCUCCUCGCACUCCCUGGAGAGGAUCCCGGCUGCAGGCGACAAAACGCAGGCUGUCAGGAGGCUGGAGCACCACGGGCUGCGCGGUGACAGGAAGAGACAGUUCCUCCAAGACGCCGCGGUGACCAAACACAUGCCGGUGAAGGGUUCAAGGUUGUUGGCUCUCUAUGACCACCCCUUAUAUAAAAGAUCCCCGCCACCUCUGACAGACGAGGACACGCUGUUCAACGUCAACACGGACAUCAGAUUUGACCCCAAAGCUGCAGAGGAUCAGGCAUGGAAUGCUGAAGGCAACAUAGAUGAGUUCAGCCCCACAGGGGAGCUGACGGCCGACUCCUACCCCAACUGGCUCCGCUUCCACAUUGGGAUUAAUCGAUACGAGCUGUACUCCAGACACAACCCGGUCAUCGAUGCUCUGCUGAAGGACCUGGUCACCCAGAGGAUCACCAGUGUGGCAAUGAAGUCUGGAGGCACUCAGCUGAAGCUCAUCAUGACCUUCCAGAACUACGGCCAGGCUCUGUUCAAACCUAUGAAGCAGACGCGGGAGCAGGAGACGCCUCCGGACUUCUUCUAUUUCUCUGACUUUGAGAGACACAACGCUGAGAUCGCUGCCUUCCACCUGGACAGGAUCCUGGACUUCCGUCGCGUACCUCCCGUGGCCGGCAGGCUGGUCAACAUGACAAAGGAGAUCAGAGACGUAACACGAGACAAAAAGCUCUGGAGGACCUUCUUCAUUUCGCCAGCCAACAACGUGUGUUUCUACGGAGAGUGUUCAUACUACUGCUCCACUGAGCACGCUCUGUGUGGUAAACCAGACCAGAUAGAAGGAUCCCUGGCCGCCUUCCUCCCGGACCUGGCCCUCGCCAAGCGCAAGACCUGGAGGAACCCGUGGCGACGCUCCUACCACAAACGCAAGAAGGCAGAAUGGGAGGUGGACCCGGACUACUGCGAGGAGGUCAAACAGACUCCACCGUAUGACAGCGGGACGCGACUGCUGGACAUCAUGGACAUGACCAUCUUUGACUUCCUCAUGGGGAACAUGGAUCGUCACCAUUAUGAGACGUUUGAAAAGUUUGGAAAUGAGACCUUCAUCAUCCAUCUGGACAACGGCAGAGGCUUUGGAAAGCACUCCCACGACGAGAUGUCCAUCCUGGUGCCACUGACUCAGUGCUGCAGGGUCAGGAAGUCGACCCACUUGCGUCUGCAGCUGCUGGCUAAGGAAGAAUACAAGCUGUCCAUGCUCAUGGCAGAAUCGCUGGUGAGGGACCGCCUCAGUCCCAUCCUCAUCCAGCCACACCUGGACGCCAUGGACCGACGGCUACGCCAGGUGCUGAAUGUGCUGUCAGAAUGCGUUGAAAAGGAGGGCUACAGUUAUGUGGUGGAGGACGACCUCCAGGCGGACCGAGGGACAGACCACGUUCACACCGGCCCACAACGGAGGUAGCUGUCUGGGGGCGCUGGCAGCUGGAUUGGACUGAAUCCCUGGUGAUAAGAGGCUGGACUGAGCAGAUCCAGUCUUUCUUUUAAAACUGAACUGGCACAGAUGAGCUCCAUCUGUAGCGAAUUCCCCAGAGGGCUUGAUUUUUCGCUGAACUUACAGGGAAGCCCACCUGCCUGAGGUAAAUAUAAGCUGUCUGGAAAUGGAAGCCUGCUGGAUAGGGCUGGACUUUGACAAACAGUGCAGUGACUUUAGCUGCGCUGACGCUCCAGAUGCAGGUGAUGUCGAAGACUUCUGGCCCAGACAGAACUGAACCACCCCCGCAUCACCUAGACUCCUUAAAAUAUCCAACCCUGACUCUAGUGUAGGAUAGUAUCACCACAGCUGACCCAAACACCCACCGACCCACCGCAGCAUUACCAAACCAUGAAAGUCUUGCAAGAGACGCCUUCUCUCUGUCUCGUUCAGGACCCUUUUUUGAAUUCAGUGAAUUCUGAGGGACUUGUAAAGAAUCUCCCGACCCUCCCCCUCCGCUCUCUUCACAAGCUGAAUUAUGUGUUUCUACGUAUUGUUGGUAUUCCAAGUGUUUCGGUUGAACAUUCACAGUGGAGGAGGAGGUGGAGGCUGAUUUCCUGUUGUCUUAAUUAUCGAAAUAAUGUUCUGAGUUUUGCUGCAAAAUGUUUUAUUGCAUUGUGUCUUUUUUUUUUUUUUUUUUUUUAAAUAAAUUUUAUUUCUGCUGAGCUGUUUCAGCUUCUACCAUCGGUAUUCAGAAUGGAAAUAUGUGAUUGGAGUGCAGGUUUACUCCUGGAUUUGUCCAUUAAUUUUGCCCAUAAAUGUCCUUGAGAGAGUAUUUAUUAAAAUUCAUAUUUAUUGUUUGAGAUGAAUACUAACACAGCACCAUUUUUUUUUCUGUUAAAAACAACUAUGGAAAUUCACAUCACAGAGGUGUACUUCUUCAUUUGUCCAAAAGAGGGCAAACUGAGCAUGUGCAAAAGUAGCUGCCAGGUCCGUGCCUCUCAGUAAAACCAACCAUCUCCAUAUUUCACCCCUUUUUAAGCUUUUAAUUGGUUUACAGCCACCACAAGUAUUGGUAAGAUUCAGAUGAGCAACUCUGUGCCUCUGUUUACAACAUUUAACCAACUACUGUUUUUAUUUCAGUCUUUCAAUGCAACGGAUAUGAGGUUUAAGUUUAUGGUACCAAGAACCAAAUGUGACACUAAUAGUUUUAUAUUAUUGUUUCUUUGUAAUAUAUUUGAUGUCCAGAUGUUGCUGUUGUGGAAAGAUUAUUUUUCAGGAUGUAUAUUUCAUUCAUCACCAACAGCUGUUAGCUUAAACUGUUGGUGUCAGCGAUUCAGUCACUGGCUGAAAGUUAAUAUAUACAGUAGGAAAAAUCUAGUGCCUGUGCAAUGAUAGAAAUACUUGAAUGUCUGGUUUCAUAGCAGAAAGGUUUGAACUUCUCCCAGGUACGAGCUAUAAAUAAGAUGCGGAGGUCUACAUAUAUAUGUGUGUGCUGACUCCAUCUGUUUCCAUAAGGGUUUUAUUAUGCAGUCUAAGUUUCCAUAGUCCUGUAUCAGGUCAGUACAGUGUGUAUGGACGUAUGGGUGGAUCCAUGGAGAAACAUUAGAUGAUGUGUUCUUGAGGUGAAAAUGCUUCUUUUUUUAUAUCAACUCAUUGUUUCUGUGGAUUUUAUUGUUCAUUUCUUUGCAUCAUGGUUAAAAGUGCAAUAAAACAAAAUGAGCAGAA
Molecule: messenger RNA, 4505 nt
Organism: Seriola aureovittata
Lineage: Eukaryota; Metazoa; Chordata; Actinopteri; Carangiformes; Carangidae
Gene: fam20cb
Product: FAM20C golgi associated secretory pathway kinase b
Exons: 11
Coding region: 1092-2768 (558 amino acids)
Biological process (GO): protein phosphorylation
Cellular component (GO): Golgi apparatus
Molecular function (GO): protein serine/threonine kinase activity
Source: RefSeq, a predicted model, not a curated record